GACAGAGGCCAGGCUAAGCGCUUGCUUGCAAGGCACCGGUAAUACCAACUUUGAUGCCCAAGGAGCCCUGUUCCUAAGCCUGCUAUCAGGUAAUUGAUCAGUACAUUUCUAGAGACACCUCUUGCCCCAUGCACUGUCCAAAUGGGGACAAGGCCCUGUGGCCCUAAUGUAAGUCAGGGUAGCUCUCAGGAAUCACUAGCACCGAGUUCAUGGUUGGGACCCCAUCACUGGGCUCUGUGGGCAGAAUGCUCCCUGAACAUAGCCCUCUUUUUUCCUGAGCUUGUCUGGCUGGACAAGCAGGGCAAGUUCAACGCCAGGACCGCUCAGACUAUUGGUGCCUCCGAGUGACUGCAGGUUGACCUGGGGUGCCAGAAGUGGCUUUCCUCCCAGCUUCCAAAUAAAAAUCUCAUAAUGGUCAUUCAGGGAGGUGUUCACCGGGACUGCAGACAGCGCCGCGGGACCGGAGGGCCUCCCUUCGCUCUUCUCGCCUCGGCCGCCAGGGGCCACUGCGCCCGUCUGGGCCAGCCCCCACGGCCGAGCGCUCUGCGCGGCGCGGGGAGCUGUCCUGGAGGAGGCUGUGGUGCCCGCGCCGGGCUGGCGGAGCGGGGACGGUCCCCAGCGACAGAGAGGAGGCGGCGGCUGCACGCUCUCUGGCCUGCCGGCGGGAGCCUCCAAAACACCGCGGCUGGCCUCGCAGAGCUGGCGGGGUGGGCCAGGAGGUCCUUGUGCGCGGAGCAGGGCCGGGCAUGACCGUGAUGCCAGUUUGGCCAAAGCUCCGCCGCCUCGGGGACGCGGCAGCAACCUGGUGAGGGACACGAGGCUCCAGACUCGACAGCACUCGCGCCGGCCGCUCCCGCCUGAAGUCCGCCUUUCGGAGUCUUGGUGCCGGACUCAGAGGUGGAGUAAGUCUGAGGCCUGUGGAUGAACAGACAGAAGCUGAAAGAUCCCCAAAAAAGAUGUGUGAGAGGACCUCUCAGAACCGGAGCACAGGCCACUGGCUGCUGGCACUUUCCCUGGCCUUGCUGUGGACCCUCCUUGCCUCAGCUUCCUUGCAGCCGCCAACUCCCACAGGUUUGGGGAAGGUGACAGAGCCUGGGGGAGGGUUUUCCUGGAGGCCUGGAGAGCUGGGCACUGCUCCACCCCAUUCCAGAGCUGGCAGAUCGCCAAGGCCAGUCCUGGUGAAGCAGGGCGCCUGCGAGGUGAUUGCCACUCAUCGCUGCUGCAACCGGAACCGCAUCGAGGAGCGCUCCCAGACGGUCAAGUGCUCCUGCUUUUCCGGCCAGGUGGCCGGCACCACCCGCGCAAAGCCCUCCUGCGUGGACGCCUCCAUCGUCUUGCGGAAGUGGUGGUGUCAGAUGGAGCCCUGCCUGCCGGGGGAGGAGUGCAGAGUGCUCCCGGAUCUGUCAGGAUGGAGCUGCAGCGGCCGACACAAAGUGAAAACCACCAAGGUCACACGAUAGCUCUUGGGUCACGUGCUGGACAGGACAGCUUGACUGAGCCAUGGACUGAAGAAUGGUAUUAUUAUCAGCCAGCAAAAGUGGAGAUUCACUUACCUGGACACAUGCCCUGUGCCAAGUGAAGAAUCACUCUUCCCAGGGGGCAUCUCAGUUAAGUGACUCAGCAGAUAAGGACAGAUCUCUGGCCACAUACCUGGUGUUGUGCUGGGUUCUCCUGGGGGACCCAGAAGAAGGUCAAGAUACAAUUCCUGCCCUUGAGGAAUGUCCAGUCAAGUUGGAGAGUUGUUGAAAGACAGCUGAGCUAAUUGAGGUUAAAGCGUGUGGUAUGGGACCAUACCAUGUAGACCAUAUAUGGGUCAUGUUCUGUGGACAUGUUGGGGGUGUGAGGGUGAGACCCCCAUGGCCCUUUGGCCAACCCCUCAGCACAAGGCAAGAAGACAAGAAGUCACAUUCACCACCUGCCACGUCCCUCCCUCACGUCAGUCUGGACACCCAGCAAGCUGCCAACAUGCCUAAGGAAAACCUUUCCCCCCAUGAGAGACCAGCUGUACCUCAUUUGCACGGGACUGGGUUGACUUGGGGAGUGAAAGCUGACAUAAAGCCAGACAACUUUCCAGCAAAGCUCUGCAGAGGUGUGGCCUGGUUUUGGCUAUUCAUUGGGAAUGGUUCAUACAGGCCCUUAAAAUCACUCCCAUGCAAAGACUUCAAGUUUUUGUUGUUUGCUUAUUUUAACAGAUGAGGAAGCUGAGUCCCAAAGAGGAAAGAGGACCUGCCCCAGAUCUCCCAGUUUGGGCUUCCAAAUCUCUAAGGCUUUUUGCUUAACCCAGAUAUGGGAUUCAACCUGGGCCUUCCAUGUUGUUUGUAUCUCAAGAAGAGAAGCCUUCAGGGGACUGGCAGGAUAGCAGCAACAUUUUUCUUGGGAGACUCUAGAACAGGUCCCUGUUACCUGAAGUAGUCCAGAAUACUUACAUGCCAGCAUGUGGGACCACUGGAUAUCCACUGGGCCCUCAGCCCCCAAAAUUACUACCAGGCCCCGUGAUAGCCAGAGAUCGCUCAGCCCAGUUACAUCCGGGCACUCUGAGCCAGCAGCCCCAUUGUGUCUAGUCUGACACAUCUCUUCCCGAGGACUUAGCCUGUAUGGAAUUCUCAGAGGCUCUGGCUCCAGGAGAGGCUCUGGGUGGAGUCCAGGACUGGUCACAGUCCCCUUCCUUCAAAGGCCCUGCUGGGCCAUAGGGGAGCUCUUGCUGGGCUGGAUGGAGCCUCUGUCCAGGAUUGAGGGUUGGCAGAGUCAGACUGACAUAGGCUUUAGGGACUCAGAGACAGGGGCUAGUUGGGUAUCUCAUCAGUACAUGUUACCUCUAGGAUCAGCUGGGAUCCGCUGGGAUCACCAGGAUCUCAGGGUGUGUGUCGAGGGCAUGGAGCUUGAAGGGAAGGGUGUCAGCAGAGACCAACCAGGAUGAUGCUGAACCUCAGCCCAUCAUUGCUGCUUCCUCUUCUUCCCCAAGCAGUAGAACCAAGACCGUUCACUCCACUCAACGGUGUUUCUUCUUGUUUUUGUUUCGUUCUGGUUUGGGCAAUGGGGUGGAAAAUGAUGCCAGCUUCUCACUCAUCUGUAAAUAUCAGAACUCUCUGACUUUGAAUCUCUGCACAUGGUGGGGUCAGGGAGUGGGGUAGUCAAGGAGUAGGUCCGAGGGUGUCAGCUCU
Messenger RNA from Lutra lutra (Eurasian river otter), 3161 nucleotides. It is a transcript of the gene TAFA3, whose product is annotated as TAFA chemokine like family member 3. Gene Ontology annotation, molecular function: receptor ligand activity. The record is from RefSeq and is a predicted model, not a curated record. Lineage: Eukaryota; Metazoa; Chordata; Mammalia; Carnivora; Mustelidae. The transcript is spliced from 7 exons. Gene Ontology annotation, biological process: neuroblast differentiation; positive regulation of microglial cell activation; negative regulation of microglial cell activation. The coding region runs from base 957 to 1460 and encodes 167 amino acids.